Messenger RNA from Cyphellophora europaea CBS 101466, 1521 nucleotides. Its product is annotated as subtilisin-like serine protease pepC. The record is from RefSeq and is a predicted model, not a curated record. Bases 1 to 1521 code for a protein of 506 amino acids. The transcript is spliced from 2 exons. NCBI's taxonomy places the organism in Eukaryota, Fungi, Ascomycota, Eurotiomycetes, Chaetothyriales, Cyphellophoraceae. Gene Ontology annotation, biological process: proteolysis. Gene Ontology annotation, molecular function: serine-type endopeptidase activity.
AUGAGAGGCUUCCUCGGUCUGGCAGCUCUGCCUGUCCUGGCGGCUGGCUCGCCAUUGUUCAUUGACACCAUCCACAACGGAGCUGCACCCAUUGUUUCAUCUGUCAACUCCAAGCACGUUCCUGACUCCUAUAUCGUCGUCUUCAAGGACCACGUCAGCAAGGAUGCCGCCGCAGCUCACCAGCUCUGGGUCCAAGGCGUCCAUGAUGACUCCCACACCGAGCGCAUGGAGCUCCGCAAGCGCGGUAUCAACUCAGACCAAGAAUCCGUAUUCUCGGGCUUGAAGCACACAUACCACAUCCCUGGCAAGCUUCUGGGUUACUCUGGUCACUUUGACGAGGAUGUGAUCGAGAAGGUGCGCAUGCACCCAGAUGUCGAAUACGUGGAGAUGGACUCUGAAGUUCACACGAUGAAGGAGUCGCCUGAACUCGAGAAGAAUGCCCCAUGGGGUCUCGCUCGUAUUUCCCACCGCGACAGCCUCGGCUUCGAUACCUUUAACAAGUACCUCUACACUGAAAACGCCGGCGAGGGUGUCGAUGCCUACAUCAUCGACACCGGUACAAACAUUGAGCACGUGGACUUCGAAGGUCGCGCCAGCUGGGGCAAGACCAUCCCUACCGGUGACGAGGAUGUUGAUGGCAACGGCCACGGCACCCACUGCUCCGGCACCGUUGCUGGCAAGAAGUUCGGCGUCGCCAAGAAGGCCAACGUCUACGCUGUCAAGGUUCUGAAGUCUAACGGUUCCGGCACCAUGUCUGAUGUCGUCAAGGGUGUUGAGUGGGCUGCUACCUCGCACACUGAGUCCAUUAGCGCUGCAAAGAAGGGCAAGAAGAAGGGCUUCAAGGGCUCUGUCGCCAACAUGAGCUUGGGUGGCGGCAAGUCCCGCACUCUGGAUCUUGCUGUCAAUGCUGCGGUUGAUGCGGGUCUGCACUUUGCUGUCGCUGCUGGCAACGACAAUGCGGACUCCUGCAACUACUCGCCUGCCGCUGCUGAGAACGCUGUCACUGUCGGUGCUUCUACCCUUGCCGAUGAGCGUGCCUACUUCUCCAACUACGGCAAGUGCAACGACAUCUUCGCUCCUGGACUGAACAUUCUCUCUACCUGGGUCGGAAGCAAGUAUGCCACCAACAUCAUCUCUGGUACCUCGAUGGCCUCUCCUCAUGUUUGUGGUCUCUUGGCCUAUCUCUUGUCUCUCCAGCCAAGCUCCGACUCUGCCUAUGCCGUUGCUGAGAUCAGCCCGAAGAAACUCAAGGCCGACAUCAUUGGCAUUGCGACCAAGGGUGCUUUGUCUGACGUUGGUCCGGACACUGCCAACAUUCUCGCAUGGAACGGUGGCGGUAAGACCAACUAUAGCGAGAUCGUCUCCGAUGGAGGCUACCAAGUCUCCCACUUCUCUGCUGAGGAUUACAUCACCGACAAGCUCGUGGCCGUCGAGGACAAGGCUGCGGACAUCAAGUCUGACAUCAAGGAGGAGCUCCUCGAGAUCACCAAGAAGCUUGAGCACCUCAUCGAUGAGGCGUAA